CGUUUCCAGGCGCAGUGCGUUCAUUUCGCGCGGGCAGAGUGGGGCAGCGCUGUUUCCCUCAGGGCAGUGGAAAUGCCGAGCCGCAGCUCCGCCGCCUUUGAGGGGAAGAUCUGCCGGCUGAACGCAGGCGGGGCCCGGCGGCGAGCCUGCUGAGACGAUCCGAUCCGUUCUUUCUGUUUCCUGCAGCGGGUCUUCCGCUGCCUGUGCUCCCAGCUCCCAGGGCCGUCCGAGAGCCUCGGGCAGGGGCAGCGGGCGAAGGGCAGCGGAGCCCCUGCAGCCUCCGCCCGCGCGGGGGCGCUGCCGCUGCCGCCGCCGCCGCCCCGUCCCUCCGUCUCUAUGGUUCUCUGCCCCCGCCUUCGCCCUCCGCUUCCGGCGUUGCCAUGGGUGCGCAGCUUCCGCUUCCGGCUUCCUUGGUACGGGCUCUCCGCUGGAGGCGGCGAUGGCGGCGGCCUCGUCGUCCUCCUCCUCUUCUUCUUCUUCCUCCUCUUCCUCUUCCUCCUGCUCCUCUUCGGCGGCGGCCGCAGGCUGCCGGGAGGGCCCGGCGGUGGCGGCAGGGCCGGGCUGGAGCGACUCCCAGUUCCGCCGCUACUCCUUCGAGACGCGGCCCAUCCCGCGGCUCAGCCACAGCGACCCCCGCGCCGAGGAGCUCAUCGAGAACGAGGAGCCAGUGGUGCUGACAGAUACGAAUCUGGUUUAUCCUGCUCUGAAAUGGGACCUGGACUACCUCCAGGAAAACAUUGGCAAUGGGGACUUCUCAGUGUAUAGUGCCAGCACACACAAGUUUUUGUACUACGAUGAGAAGAAAAUGGCCAAUUUUAAGAACUUCAAACCCAAGUCAAGUAGGGAAGAAAUGAAGUUUUCUGAGUUUGUGGACAGACUCAAAGAAAUACAACAAAAAGGGGGUGCUGAGAGGCUAUAUCUACAGCAAACACUGAAUGACACAGUUGGAAGGAAGAUUGUGGUGGAUUUCCUUGGCUUCAACUGGAACUGGAUUAAUAAGCAGCAAGGGAAACGUGGCUGGGGUCAACUGACUUCUAACUUGCUUCUUAUUGGCAUGGAAGGGAACGUGACACCAGCUCAUUAUGACGAGCAACAGAACUUCUUUGCUCAGAUUAAGGGUUACAAGAGGUGUAUCCUGUUUCCUCCUGAUCAGUUCGAAUGCCUCUAUCCUUAUCCCGUGCAUCAUCCGUGCGACAGACAAAGCCAGGUGGACUUUGACAAUCCUGACUAUGAGAAGUUUCCGAACUUCCGGAACGUGGUUGGCUAUGAGACGGUGGUGGGUCCUGGGGAUGUGCUGUACAUACCUAUGUACUGGUGGCACCACAUUGAGUCUCUCCUGAAUGGGGGGAUUACCAUCACUGUGAACUUCUGGUACAAGGGUGCCCCAACCCCAAAGAGAAUUGAGUAUCCAUUAAAGGCUCAUCAGAAAGUGGCGAUAAUGAGGAACAUUGAGAAGAUGCUGGGAGAAGCCUUAGGAAAUCCACAAGAGGUGGGUCCCUUGUUGAAUAUGAUGAUUAAGGGCCGGUAUGACUAAUGCCUGGUGCCCCUGGUGGAUGUUGGAGCUGCUUUGUUCACAAGCAAUGGAAGAUACUGAGCGCUAGUAUUGCACGCAGCACUUAACAGACUGAUGGGUUUCCUGGCCUAUCCUGGCCCCACUACAGUAAAGGGGCUACUGGAACUGCAAAACCAUUAGUACCCUAUUCAUCCUCCACUCUCAUCUAACUGAACCUCCCAAGAAAGAGUCUGCACUUAUUGGAAGCUGGAUUCAUGCUCACUAACUUGUUUAUUUUCUUCCCUCUGCCCUGUUUGCCACAACAAGGAGCAUGGCUUCUGGCACUUGGAUGUGUAACUUCAGGAUUUUCAGGCAUAUGAAGAAGAGCUUGGAGGAUAACCAGGAGCAAUAUUGUUUCCUCAGCCACAUGGGGUUUGGACCUCCUGGCUGGGUUUGUUUGUUGGUGCUGGCAGUGGAUAUAAGGUGGGAAAUAGGUUUCACAGUCCUCUGUUGUUAGAGGACCUGUCCCUGCUCAACUCUGGAACCUUUUUGUACUAAUGGAAAUGAACAUGUGAGAUGGCCUCUGUGUGUUGAGCAACUGGACAAAUGAUUCAGUUACUUCAACCUAAGACACCUACACUUUGGAUGUAGUACAGGGUAGAGGUCAGAACCAAGUUAUCUUGCAUGUGAGCACCAAAUCCUAUGCUCUUCAAAUAACAUCUGUCUUGUAUGAGUCUAGAUAAAUCUCCUUUCUGACA
Molecule: messenger RNA, 2250 nt
Organism: Oenanthe melanoleuca
Lineage: Eukaryota; Metazoa; Chordata; Aves; Passeriformes; Muscicapidae
Gene: HIF1AN
Product: hypoxia inducible factor 1 subunit alpha inhibitor
Exons: 8
Coding region: 440-1534 (364 amino acids)
Biological process (GO): negative regulation of Notch signaling pathway; peptidyl-aspartic acid hydroxylation
Cellular component (GO): nucleus; cytoplasm
Molecular function (GO): ankyrin repeat binding; [protein]-asparagine 3-dioxygenase activity; peptidyl-histidine dioxygenase activity
Source: RefSeq, a predicted model, not a curated record